AUGGAGGAAGCUCUAAAUGAAGCCGAGGAAGAAAUGGACACGGGAACGAACCCAACAAGAGGUGGUGUAGUCGAGAUUGACAUAUUUCAUUGUCAUCUGGGUUAUUGUAUAAGGAAGAUUGCCGGCUGCCGUGUGAAAGUGGAGAGAUCUCGUGACACCCGUAGAGGUCCUGGUGGAGGAGGGGGAGGAGGAGGAGGCGGCGGCGGCUGCGGCGGUGGUGGUGGUGGAAGAGGGGGAGAUAGGCGAAGUGACGAGUGCUUCUCCUGUGGUCGUCCAGGACACUUUGCAAGAGACUGUCGUGGAGGCGGUGGUGGCGGAGGGGGAGGAGGAGGAGGGUAA
Molecule: messenger RNA, 339 nt
Organism: Symsagittifera roscoffensis
Lineage: Eukaryota; Metazoa; Xenacoelomorpha; Acoela; Convolutidae
Exons: 3
Coding region: 1-339 (112 amino acids)
Molecular function (GO): zinc ion binding; nucleic acid binding
Source: RefSeq, a predicted model, not a curated record